Molecule: messenger RNA, 1859 nt
Organism: Microcebus murinus (gray mouse lemur)
Lineage: Eukaryota; Metazoa; Chordata; Mammalia; Primates; Cheirogaleidae
Gene: CD72
Product: CD72 molecule
Cellular component (GO): plasma membrane
Molecular function (GO): transmembrane signaling receptor activity
Source: RefSeq, a predicted model, not a curated record
CCAAAUCAGGGACCCUUUUCUGGGAACCCACAUCUCCUGGAGACCCCAGGAAGAGGAGGAGCUGAAAUCUGAUGGGGAGCAUGGAGCCGCACCCUUGAGCGGGGGAGAUCGUCUGCGGUCACUUGGGCACAAAAGAGCUCCAGCUACACAUGGAUAAGGCCCAGCGGACAGGGCAGUGAGGAUGGAGGGCAGGCACGUCAGCGCAGAUAACCCGCAUCCGGGGUUGGGAGCCCAGCACUGCCAGCGUGGGUUCAGGGUGCAUGAAGGGCGGACACAGGCAGGACACAGGGACAGGCCCAGCCCCUACCUCUGUGCUCCGGACCUCAGUGUCCCCUCCCCUGCCCCUCUGGCGGCGCCCAGGGAUGCCUUCUGCAUCACUGAACCCAUCUGUCUGAGGCUUGCUUACACCUUCCUCUUUCGUGUGGGGAAGUCAGAAGCUGAAGUGCUAAGCUGUGUAGUCGCUGGGGGAACGCGGAGCCUGAGUGUGAAGGGACGGAGAGCAGAGCACAGGGAGGCUUGGCAGGUGGAUGACAGGGAGGCAGGCGGGGCAGAGGGGCUCAGGACCAUGGCUGAGACCAUCACCUAUGCCGACCUGCGGUUUGUGAAGGCUCCCCUGAUGAAGAGCGUCUCCAGCCGGAUGGGAAAGGGACAGGGACAGGACCCCGAGGCAGACGAGGACGGGGAACUCACCUACGAGAACGUGCAAGUGCCCCCAGUCCCAGGGGUGCCCUCGAGCUUGGUUUCCUCUGGACUAGGGGACAACGCAGGGGUCAAGGCGGAGCACCCAGCUGCGGGCUGGCGCUCCGGGACGUCACUGGCUGCCAGGCUGGCUGUGUCCUGCCGGGCACCCUGCUGGCAUUACCUCCUGCUCUGCCUGCUCCUCAUCUGCCUGCUGUUAGGAGUGGCUGCCACCUGCCUGGGAGUGCACUAUCUGCAGGCAUCUGAGCAGCUCCAGCAGGUGAACAGGGUUCUGGAAGCCACUAACAGCAGCCUGAGGCAGCAGCUCCGCCUAAAGAUAACUCAGCUGGGGCAGAGGGAAGAGGACCUGCAGGGGUCCAGGAGACAGCUGGCCCAGACUCAGGAAGCACUACAGACAGAACAGAGGGUUCACCGGGAUGCCGAAGAGCACUUGCAGGCCUGUCAGUUAGACAGGGAGAAGACAAAUGAGAACUUGCAAGGUGAGAAGGAGCAGAAGAGCGCCUUGGAACAGCGGCUGAACAGCAUUCAGGACACACUGAAGCGCCUCAUCCAGUGCCAAUCACAAGACACUUGCUGUCCGGUGGGAUGGAUACAGUACUCGGGAAGCUGCUUUUACUUCUCAGUUACUCGGAAAAGUUGGCAGGAGAGCAAAAACCAUUGUGAAUCUCUGUCUUCCAAGCUGGCCACCUUCGGUGAAACUCAUAAAUAUUCACUUCCUCAAUCCAUCAACUCAGGUGUAUUUUCGUCAAUUUUUGGUUCAGAGGAUUCAUAUUGGAUUGACUUCAGCAUUUAUAAGGAAUGGCGUUGGAAUAAUGAUCAACACUCAUGCCAACAAGAGCCUAUGCCCCUCAUCCCUACCUGUGGCCUGCAGUCCUAAGAUCACUCUCUCACUCCCUGGCACUUCCUCACCGUGGGCAGGGCCCAGCCAAGGGCUGAUCCACGCCUGACACGUCUAGCCAGCCUGCUGCCUGCUUGCAAUCCUGCUCCAGAAACUGGACCAUUCCUGGGGAAAGGGUGAAGAAGCCUCUAGAAAAAUGUAGCCUCCCCAAGACUCAUCCAUAGUGGAAUGGGGGUGUGGGAGGAGGGCGCACGGGCUGAGUGGAUAGGGGCGGCCCGGAGCCAGCCAGGCAUUUUUAUUGAAAUAUUUUUAAAUAAUUGCA